This is a messenger RNA of Gryllus bimaculatus (two-spotted cricket), 2519 nucleotides long. The record is from the annotation of a GenBank genome assembly. NCBI's taxonomy places the organism in Eukaryota, Metazoa, Arthropoda, Insecta, Orthoptera, Gryllidae.
AUGUGUCGCCAGAGGACGUCGACGUGCCAACCGUGCCAACUUCGCAAGUUGGAAGUCAAGGAGAUUCUGUUUCCAUGGAGUGUGCAAUUGGACCUGGCCACGGUGAACCACGGAACAUCGUGGAAAUAUGGAUCUGAUGAACAUACAAAUGCAAAGAAAAUGUCGUUCUUCAUUAGAACAGGAAAUAGUAUUAAACAAAAUGAAAAAAUAUUGAGCAAGCAAAACAAGGUGAAGAAGAGGAAAGGGCAUGAACACAGCAGCGAGCGAAAAUCCAAGCACAAGAAAGGGGGUGAUGAAGAUAUUGAAAGUGAUGAUGAGGAUGAAGUUCCAGUUGCGCAGCAAAAUUCAAAUAACAUUGCUUACGAGUCAGAUGAAAAUUAUGAAACCGCGCAGGAAAAGAAACUUCGUUUGGCGAAGUUGUAUUUGGAAGAAAUUGAAAGGAAAGAAAGGAAACUUCGUGAAAACGGCGAAGUUGGAAAAGACGACAUUACUAAUUAUUUGAAAGAAGAUUUAAGAGAGAAGACUCACAGGAAUAGGAAAACUGUAGCUGACACAUAUAGUGGAUAUGAUGAUAGUUCAGCAAUAGUUAAGUGGUCUUUGGAAGAAGGAAAGAAACAAAAAGUUGUGAAACACAAAGACUUGAAAGGAAACAAGAAAAGCUUAGGUAUUGUUCUUUGCUUGGCUAUAUCAUCUGACAAUAAAUUCUUAGUGUCUGGAAGCUCUAAUUGUGAAAUUAAUGUAUGGAAUCCUGAAACAUUAGCUCACAUUCAUACAUUUUCUGGGCAUAAAGGUGAAGUGACUGGUGUGGCCUUUCAAAGGAACCAACACACACUAUUUAGUGUAUCAACUGAUCGAUGUGUUAAAGUGUGGAAUCUAACUGAAAUGGUGUAUGUUGAAUCAUUGUAUGGUCAUCAGAAAAAAAUAACAGCUGUUGAUGCAUUUUUGUCUGAACGUGCACUUACAUCUGGGGAAGAUAAUUCUGUUCAUCUGUGGAAGAUUGUGGAAGAAUCCCAACUGAUUUACAAUGCUAAUGGUGGGGUAGAUGGUGUAAAAUUUGUAAAUGAAUCCUUCUUUUUAUCUUGUGGUAGUGAUGGUGCUCUUUGUUUGUGGGGAGUGUUGAAGAAAAGGCCUCUAUGUACUAUACAUAAAGCUCAUGGGGUAGAUGAAACAAAUGACCAACCACAUUGGCUCACGAGCAUUAGUACAUUGAUAAAUACAGAUUUGGUUGCUUCUGGUUCAUGUAAUGGUGUUGUGAAAUUAUGGAAAUGUCGUGACGAUUUCAAAAAACUCGAGCUCUUGUUUGAUAUCCCUAUCAAAGGUUUUGUUAAUGGAUUACAGUUCACUCAUGAUGGAAAAUAUUUAGUGGCUGCAGUUGGUUCUGAGCAUAAGUUAGGACGUUGGCAAGUAAUGAAGGAUGUCAAAAAUAGUGUUCUUGUUAUCCCACUAUGUAAAAAAAGUUAAUGUUUGUUAUUUUUGCUAGAGAAAAUGCCUUAAUAAAUCUAUAUACCUGCGCUAUGGUAAAAGAAUCAUGUGAAAUAGUAAUACAAUUUGCUUUCUACACAAAUCUUGAAUAAAUUUAAAAUAUAAAGUUUUUGUUUUGAUGUUUAUUAUAAGAAAAAAAUUGUUACAUGAUUCUAAAUUCAUAAUUACGUGAAAUAAUUACAUCAUUUUGUGUCACUGUUUUAAAUUUCUAUUGUUAACUGAGCAUUUUAAUAUCCUGGAGAUAGCCAUAGAAUUCCUGUUAAGAACUCUUGUAAACUCCGAUAUUUGGUUAACUUUUGGUAAGGAGUAGGAUGUGCAUUACACUCCCUUCAGAUAAAUAACUGCUCUUAGACUUAUCACUAUAAAAUCAUGAAUCACUUGAACAUGCUGUCCUUCUAUAAGUAUUUCUGAGAGAAUAUAGGAGGACAUUCACAUAUUAAAUUUCCAUAGCUACAUUUGCAUCAUGUGCCAUUCUGUGUGCCUUAUUUCUGAAUAGAUCUUUUUUUUUUUUUCCUUUUUUUUUUCUUUCUCCAAUGAUAAAUACAUUUCACUUGAAAAGGUUACUGCAAAUACAGUAGAAGAAAAGUAUGAAAAUUUUUUACAAGCUUGUAACUAUUCUCUUCUUGACUUUUUUCUUUUAUUUUUGUGUAAUACACGUGAGAGUUUGUAGUUUUAAAAAUUCUUUUUCUUUUUUAAUAGCCUUAAAUUUUGAAUUUUGAUGUGUAAGUUAUUUGAUGAUUUCAUUUUCCAAAAAUUAUGUUGUACGCGAGUUUCAAAAUUAAUCUAAUAUGAGAUUGAUUUUGUGAAGUUGUGAACAUCAAGGUUUGAGAAAAAUACAAGUCAAUGAAUUUGACUUCUUAACUUGAUCAGAAUUAAUCUUGUGUAAUGUUAUGAAUUGUUAAAAAAUACAAAUAUUACUUGUGAGAAGAAAAGUGAGUAAAAAGCAGCAAAAAUAAAUAAAUUGAAAAAUCUAUGUUUACCUUAUUUUCUUAUUCUACACCCCUUAAAGAUAGGUGAGUAAUUUGUAUUAAUAAUAU